Salmo salar (Atlantic salmon) is the source of this 6310-nucleotide messenger RNA. Its product is annotated as CUGBP Elav-like family member 5. The record is from RefSeq and is a predicted model, not a curated record. Gene Ontology annotation, molecular function: RNA binding. Lineage: Eukaryota; Metazoa; Chordata; Actinopteri; Salmoniformes; Salmonidae.
CUCUCUCCAUCUCAGUACUAGUGUGUGUGUGUCUCAGUGUGUGUGUUGUCACUCUCCUCCAACCUGCUCCCCGCUCAGCAUGGCCAGAUUUACGCAAAGUGAAAGCAGAAGGGAUCAGCAGCAGCAUCAUCCCCAGCCGACUCAUCCCGCCCCCGUCAACCUGCUUCUACAGCAGCCGCUUCUACAGCAGCCGCUCCUACUUAUCCCUCAUCAGAAUCAGCUCGCGCACAUCCCGGUUCCGAAACCCAUGAACGGACCCGAAACUGUGUCCAUGCACACGGACUGCGGCGCCAUGAAAGACCAAGACGCCAUCAAGCUCUUCAUUGGACAGAUUCCGCGGAACCUCGAGGAAAAAGACCUGAAACCUCUCUUUGAACAGUUUGGUAAAAUCCACGAACUGUCUGUUCUGAAGGACCGAUACACAGGCAUGCAUAAAGGUUGUGCGUUUCUCACCUACUGUGCCCGUGAUUCUGCCAUCAAAGCCCAGAAUGCAUUGCAUGAGCAGAAAACCCUACCUGGGAUGACCCGUCCCAUCCAAGUGAAACCAGCUGACAGUGAGUGUCGUGGAGAGGACAGGAAGCUGUUUGUGGGGAUGCUGAACAAGCAGCAGACAGAGGAGGACGUGUACCGCCUAUUUGAGCCCUACGGCGCCAUCGAUGAGUGCACCGUACUAAGAGGUCCUGACGGAAACAGCAAAGGUUGUGCAUUUGUGAAGUUCUCCACUCAUUCUGAAGCGCAGUCUGCCAUCAGUUCCCUGCAUGGGAGUCAGACCAUGCCGGGAGCGUCGUCCAGCCUCGUGGUGAAAUUUGCAGACACAGAUAAGGAGAGGACCAUACGGCGCAUGCAGCAGAUGGCUGGACAGUUUGGCAUCUUCAACCCCUCUGUCGCCCUACCUACGUUCAGCAGCUACAGUAGCUAUGCACACGCCUUGAUGCAGCAGCAGCAGCAGGCAGCGGUGAUGGCCGUGUCUCAGGGGGGCUACCUGGCACCCAGCCUCUCCUUCCCCUCCACCCAGAUCCACCAGGUGGGGGCGCUAGCAAUGAACAGUCUGCCGCCCAACCCCCUCAAUCUCGUGUCAGGUCUGAGCUCUCCUCCAGCCGCCCUGCCCUCCUCCCUGACCAGCCUGGUGGCCCCAAUGAUGACCGGGUACACCGGACUCACCCACCAGGCUAACGGGCACCCUCUAGAGACCCUCUACACCAAUGGCCUGCCGACCUACUCCACCCAGAGCCCUACUGCUGCGGACACACUGCAACAGGCCUUUACUGGGGUACAGCAAUACACAGCCAUCUACCCAGCAACUACACUGACCCCUCUAGGUCAGUCACUUUCACAGCACCCUCAGGUCAUUGGCCAACAGCAGAGGGAAGGUGAGGGACCAGAGGGCUGUAAUCUGUUCAUCUACCACCUGCCCCAGGAGUUUGGCGAUAACGAACUGAUGCAGAUGUUCCUGCCCUUCGGCAAUGUUAUCUCCUCCAAGGUAUUCAUGGACAGAGCGACCAAUCAGAGCAAGUGUUUCGGCUUUGUGAGCUUUGAUAACCCGGGUAGUGCCCAGGCUGCAAUCCAAGCCAUGAAUGGUUUCCAGAUUGGUAUGAAGAGACUCAAGGUGCAACUCAAACGUCCCAAAGACGCCAGCCGCCCCUACUGACACCCCCCAGCACAGGUUUAAUCAGAGGUAUGGGGGACGUCUUUGAUUGAAUAAGACAUUUUGUGUUGAAUAAGACAUUUUGUGAAAGGAAAAAACAAAAAAGUUAUUCUGUUUUUAAAACAAUGGAAAAUAGACUUCAUAUGGGAGUUGGGAAGAGAUCUCUUUUUAUCUUCAAUCAUAUCUGACUGGCAGAGGAGGACUCACAGCUCUGCACCAGUGAAGGUUUGGCAUCACAGAUGAGAGAGCAAUGGGAUGAUGCAUAGGAUAGAACAAGACUUUCAAAACAAACAGAAAACUUUGUUAAAGAUACACACACACACAAAAAAACAAUUUAGAAUCUUUGGAGACUUGAGAGUGAAGAAGAACACCACAGACAGACUAAGAAACAGUGUUAAAAAUAAUAUGGAUUUAUGAUGAACUCAAAGAGGAGUCUAGUGAACAAAAAGAGACUUCAGGUUUUUCCUACCAUGUAAUGGACAAAUGAGGGUUCAAACUUGAUCUGAGGAUUCUAAGUAUAUCUGGAGAAAAAAAUAUUUAUUUCUCUGUGAGUCCUGAACCUGCUCUUUCUCAAGUUUCCAUAGCAACCGAGCAAACUGCACCCCCUUGGGAUCUGAGGACCAAAUGUUUUUCUCUUUAACAGUCUUGUACAAAAUACUAACAAUCAUAUAAUACAAUACAGUAUAAUGUUUAGUCUAGUACAAACUAGCAAUCAUUAAAUACUUAAAUGCAGUAUUCUACCUUUAGUUUAGUACACAUAACAGUGACAGAGAAGUACUUCAGGUUGGCAUUGGAUUAUUCACCAUCAGUGUACUGGUGACUACUAAGGAGUAUGUAAAUGUAAAAUGGGAUCAUGUAGAAUUCAGUUGGAGAGGUUAGUGAAGAAGAAUGUUGCCCCGAGCUCUUUCUGUGGGAUGGAAUACAUUAUGAAGUGUUUGUUUGUUUGAAAGCUACAUUUUAUCAUCCUUUUACUGAUAGGCUACACUUCCUCUUUGGGCACUCAGUUUGACCCUUGAACUUUUAGUUUUGUCUCCCUCUGUGCAGCAACCACUCUGAGCCUCAAUUCUAUUCAAAGUUGCCCAUAGGCACAGAUGUAGGAUUAGCUCACUGCCCAAAUACUAACCUUGAGCAUUAGGAAGAAAAUGCUAAACUGUACUUAGAUUAGUCUGAAGGGGCUAUGUCAUCCUACUUCAUUCCGUUUCAGAAGCUUACUACAGUUCUCGGCUCAGGGGUUAAAAGGUCUUGAGUCAGGUGUGCCUAAUGUUCGGAUGAGAUUGUCCAUAGAAACUGAUCUUAAGUCAGUUUUCUGGUUAAGGUGGUUAAUGGUUAAAGUUAGGAUUUGGGGAGGGCCAGCUGACCUAAGAUCUGUGUGUCCACUUUGAUUAGCCAGUAGAUUUAACAGGAUAAAUUGCUUCAUUCAUUGGGUCUGUUUUGUGACAAAGAAAGUAUUUAUGUAUUUACAUUUCAGGGAUUAUUUUAACUAGGGCCAGGAGUUUUUUCUGGUCAGGUCACAUGCUCCGGAAAAACUCCUUUACCUUACCAUAACACAAAAAAACACUAGUACAGAUGUAGGAUCUUAAUUUGAGCCAGUUUUCUACACCGGUACAAUAGUUCUGCAGCAACAGGACAUUUUAAUUAUUAUGUGGAUUAUACUGUAAUUAAUGGACAUUUUUGUAGGGGUUGAUAACAUUUUUAGUAGGGAAAAUCAAGUCUGAAAUUUCAAAGUGGAAAUGACAAACUUGAGAAACCUUUUUAAACCUCAAAUGUACCGCAUUGCAGGAAAGUUCUCCUGCAACAGGGUGAUGAAAUUAAGAUCCUACAUCUGUAUGGCACAGGUUAGAAUUUAUUUAUGGCACAAGCUAUUUUAUCAUUGUCUAACAUUACUGUGACUUUUUUCAAUAUAUAUAACUAUAUGGCUCAUAUCAAUUUGAGCCCGCAUUGCAGUACUAUUCACACUCAUAAAACAGGACUAGCUUUUCUCAAGUAAGUCAGUCUCCUCUCACAUACAUACUCAUGCUAGAAAUCCUCCCCUCACGUAGAUGUGUGCCGUUUUGAUGGAAAAGACUGGUUGAAUAUCAGCCAGCUAUCUUGUGAGGGGAGGCGUCAGCAGCACAGAGCGGUGCAGAGUUAGAGUAGAAAGCCUUCUGAUCCAUUUGAGUCUGACGCCAUUACAUUUUAAGGAGGUGCCUGCAGUCCCCUCUCGCUUGCAUUUCGGUGAAUGUUUUAUUCAGUAUGGAGAGAGGGAGCGGAGACUACUUUACUGGGAGUAGACUUCAAAUCUGCUUUUAAAGAGCUAUACAAGGUCCAAUGUUGAGCACAAGUCAUUCUUUGUGCUGUGCAGGACAGGUUGGGAAUGCUGUCACAGUACCUCCCUCAGGGAACACAAUAAACCAAUGGAGGAACAUCAAAACACACUCUAGAAUACAUUGGAGGAUGAUUCCAAGAGACACUCUAGAAUGCAGGGAUGGAGGGAGGGAGGGAGGGAGGGAGGGAAGGAAGGAAGGGAUGUUUUCUCUUUUUUUCCUUCAUUUUUUUGGUCAUCAUCACAUAUUCAAUAGUGAACCAUAUUUUCACUAACUCCUAGUGAAUUUUACUACCUAUUUUACUUACAGACCAUUCCUGACCCUCAUAUAAGUGAAGAUGCCAAGUAAUGUUUAAUCGUUCUAUGAAUUCUAAUAUGUACAUUUAAUUAUCUUGUAACAUUCCAGGCCAGUUGGCGGCCGAGCGAUAAAUAUGAACUAGCUAUUUUAGUUUUAUCGACAUUAGUUUAUUCACUGUGCACAGAAUCCUAAACCAACCAGAAAUAUGGAUACACCAAUGCACAUUUGUAUUUAUUUUCAUGGAUUUUAAUCAUUGCCUAAAUCUAGCCCACUUCUCAUUAGCUAACUACCAGCCUAUUCUCUUUUAUCUGCAUGUUGUUUCCUCUCACAAAUGUGUAUUCAAAGGAAGAAACGGGCAUUUUUAUUAGAGUCGAGGGUCAACUCCAUUUCAAUCACUUGUCAGUUGAACUGGACAUUAUAACUUCUCUAUAGGAAUGCAGUUAAAUUCCUAUAUUGACUGUAAAGACACCAAUGUUGGUUUUGAUGAUGCCUCUGUGAAAUGUUUACUGACCAGCAGCCUCUCACCACUGUUAGCAGCGUAGAUAUCGAGAAUUUGUCAUUUGUCAAAUUGCUAUGGUCUGACAGGCUUUAACCCUUCUCGGGAUUAUAUUUCUAUGGUAAGCAGAGCUUGGCCUGCGACUGGUGCAGGAAGACAGUCAGUCUUAUGUUUGAUCUAGAUCCUGAGGUAACAGCAAUAGUCCUAGUUGCACUAAGAGACAAACCGUGCACUACAGUAACCUGACAAGUCCUUUGACCUUUGCUUGUCCUAUAAACAUAAAGCGGUAGCCUAAAGGCUAAACGAAUGCUAUUAUUGCCAAGCAGCUGGUUGGAAAUGUACUUGUAUAUUUCUAUGUUCUAUUCAGGUUCUGGGGUUAUAUGCUUUUUCAGGGGUUGGGAGACAUAAAGAUAGUUUACUGUGCUUUUUCUAUAUACAUUUAUUAACAACUACCUGAAUGAAGCCAUGUUACUUUCUAUCAAAUGACUACCCACUGGGCAAAAACUGGUUGAAUCAAUGUUGUUUCCACGUCAUUUCACCCCAAAAAAUUAAAUGUGGUGAGGUUGAAUCAACGUGAAAAACUGAUUGGAUUUUGAAAAAGUCAUCAACGUAAGGGAUUCUUGUCUUUUUUUCACCCAACCUUUAUCCUAAAUCCAAUGACAUGGUGACAUUUUUUGUUGAUUUCAGGUUGAAUUCAUGUUAGUUGACAACUCAACUAAAUGUAAAUCCAAACUUGACGUUUAACUGAUGUCUGUUCUCAGUGGGUACAUGUAUACUUAACAUUCCUACUGCACUACCUCUAUAAGGUGAUGUGUAUAAAUCUUUAAAAAAAAAAAUAAAAAAAACAAGACCUCAAUUUUCAUUUUAAGAUGAUGGAUUUUCAUGUGUUUACUGCCAAAAUCCACCUACGUCCAUUCUUACUGCUCAACUGGACGCUUGGAUGACGGGAAGGAGUAGGAGGUCAUGACAUUCUUAUGAAUGACACUGUAUGAUCAUGUACUAUGUUUUGAAUGCAGUGGGAAAAUACAAUAUAGCUUGAUGUAAAUAGGAGAUCUGUUUAAUUUCAUAAUCUUGUCAGCACACAAAUCUUUUCAGGUAAUGGGGCGAGGAGUGGAAGAGGGAUGGAGAGGGGGUGGGGUGUUUAUGAAGAUUCUGUCGGUGGGUGGGGUUGACAUUUGAAGAUGGUGUCUAACUUCAGUGGUUUCUUAGCACAAUAUACAAAAUGUAUAGACGAUUGAGAGACAGGGACAAGGACACUUGUGGGUAAUGCUAAGGGUAGAAAAGGUAGACAUGAUGUCUGAGAAACCACAGCUCUCUUAUCCUGCCCAUGUCUCUCCUAUACUUGCUGCUUUGACAAUUACAAUUUUCAUAUGGUUUAAUUUAUUUACUUAUUUAUUAGGUCAUAUUUAAUUAAAUAUGUCCUUCUAUUUAUUAUUACCUAUCAUUAUUAUGAUAUUUAUUUUUAUUUCAUGUUUUUUUUUUCUUCAGAUAUGAAUGAUACAGAUUGCUUACUGGGACUUUUUUUCUCUUUCUCCUUUUUCAAUUUUACAAUAAAAUAUUCUAAUAGUA